AUUCAGGGGUUGCAGACACACCCAUAGGAAGUGGGAGGGCCUCGGUAACUCUUCCCCGUGGUUGUUGUUGCGGCCGCUGAUGCGUGUUUGCAUUUUUAUGCGCUCUUACAAUCUUCACCAAAGGACUGUUCUCCGUGCAUCAUGUCGUCUACAGUAAAGAACAUCACUGUGCACUACAACCCGAUUAAUGAGGCGAAUACGUUCACAAAGGGCGACAUCGUUUCUGGUCAUAUCGCUCUGGAGCUCGCAAAGGAGUGCCAUGUAGAGUCUCUGUCUAUUAAAUUCAAGGGAAAAGCCGAAGUGAUGUGGACCGAGAGGCACGGCCAAACAACGGUAGUCUAUCACUCCAAGGACAAGUACUUCAGCAUCAAGCAGUUUUUUAUUCGAAAAGAGGAAGGCCAAGGGGAUGACUUUCAGGUGCUGCUGACAGACCAGGAGGGCUGUGCAUACCGCAAUGUCAUCGCUCCAGGUCAUCAUAUCUACCCUUUCACCUUUCAGUUCCCCACCAAGGAUAUGCCUUCCUCCUUUCAUGGUUCUGCGGGUAAAAUUGUAUACUCACUGGAGGCCAGGCUGAGUAGAUCGAUGAGGAUUGACAGCAAAGACACAACAAAGAUCACCUUUGUCUCAAAACCUGACCUCAGCAGUAUCCCUGGACUAAUGACACCACAGCAUGAUUCCAAAGAUAAGAAAAUGAAGUUUUUCACUUCAGGAACAGUAGGCAUGGAUGUAAGUCUGGAGAAGAUGGGUUACCAACAAGGAGAGGGGAUAAAGGUCAUAGCCUUAAUUCAGAACGACUCGUCUCGUGACAUCAAGCCCAAGUACUGUGUGUACAAAAAGCACAGCUUCUUUGCAAACAAAAAGAGGAGGCUUCAUACCAAAGACCUCUUCAAAGAGGUUGGACAGCCCAUCCCCCCCUCGACUCACCAAAGGGUCACCCAGGUCCUUACCAUCCCCGCUGACUUGGAGCCAUCCAUCCUGAACUGCAGUAUCAUCAAAGCAGAGUACCGGCUCAGGGUCUACCUGGAUGUCAAGUAUGCUUCAGACCCAGAGAUCAAAUUCCCAAUAGUCAUCUUACCUGCUUCUGAGGUUCCUGCCAUGGACCAACCACCUGCUUAUGCUGGAUUUGGAUAUGAAGCCUCUUGGAACCCAAACCAACCAAUCUGGGGCGCUGCAGCACAAGCCCCAGUGGCAUCCCAACCUGCAGAGCCCCCACCUCCUUAUGGGCAGUAUGGGCUGUACCCGACCAUGUCCGAUUUUAACAAAAAAUAUUAAUGACACCGUUCUGAAGAUACUUUGUGUUCUGUCAUUAAUAGGAUGAAGGGAUAUCCAGGGACUACAGUUGACUUGAUUUCUAAUCAAAAUGCCAGCCUAUAUUACUGUAUGUGUGAUGUUUUUCUUGUACAGUGUCUAAUAACUGUUCCACAUUGUUCUACAUAGCGGAACAUAAUGGAUAAACUGUGCUGUGCAGUGAUACCUCUCUGAGUGAAAUGUAAUGUUGGGGGGGGCGGACACAAUAUAGGAGCAGCUAAUGAAUGUAGCUAAUACAUACACUAUAUGAUGCCACUGAUCUGGUAUGACAUAACACUCAGCUAUUACAAUUGUCUAUUUUUUUUUUUUUUUGCAUGUGUUUCAAAUCAUUUUUACUAUUUUACCAUAUACUAACCAGGAUUUAAUGUACCUGUAUAUGUGUGUGUUCAUAUUAUAUAUUUUGUAGUGUUUGUUAAACAGUUACGGACUGGAUCAUUUGAAAAUAUAUGUAUCCGCUUCCCUGUAAAACACAUUUAAAAUAACUAUUGACAUUCC
This is a messenger RNA of Myripristis murdjan (pinecone soldierfish), 1803 nucleotides long. Its product is annotated as arrestin domain-containing protein 3-like. Gene Ontology annotation, biological process: protein transport. Bases 142 to 1272 code for a protein of 376 amino acids. NCBI's taxonomy places the organism in Eukaryota, Metazoa, Chordata, Actinopteri, Holocentriformes, Holocentridae. The transcript is spliced from 7 exons. The record is from RefSeq and is a predicted model, not a curated record. Gene Ontology annotation, cellular component: cytoplasm; plasma membrane.